Molecule: messenger RNA, 1359 nt
Organism: Aspergillus homomorphus CBS 101889
Lineage: Eukaryota; Fungi; Ascomycota; Eurotiomycetes; Eurotiales; Aspergillaceae
Product: alpha/beta-hydrolase
Exons: 4
Coding region: 1-1359 (452 amino acids)
Source: RefSeq, a predicted model, not a curated record
AUGGAUCGGACACUAUCCACUGGACGCGGAGCAGUCGCCGCACCGGUGCAGGAUUCUAUAACCGCGUCAGAUAAUCUGACUGUGCGCACUCGCACUGGCGUCUUUACCGGUGUCAUCGAGGAAGACUUUCUCAACACGAGGAUCUUCAAGCCCGUCCCUUUUGCCGAGCCUCCUGGCUAUACCUCAGGUCUGGUCGGUGAAGCCACCUCGGAAGAUCGCCUGUAUCUCGCCGUGUGGACGCCGGCCAAUGCAACGGCCGACUCCAAGCCCCCGGUGCUCUUCUUCAUGACCGGUGGCGCGGCACAUCGUCGUGACAACAACUACCGCGUGAACAUCUUCGGCUGGCCCAAUGCCCGGGGCCUGAAGGAGCAGAACCUCAGCAUCAUGGACCAACGCGCCGCCUUAGAAUGGGUGUACGAGAAUAUCCACCACUUCGGCGGUGACCCGUACAGGAUCGUGCAAUGGGGCCAGUCUGCCGGAUCACAAAGCACACACUUCCACUCUUACGCCUACUACGACAAGCCGCUGGUGCAGGGCUACGUCAUGCAGCCCAGGACCGAUUUAAAAUCCCUCGGUUUCUCAGACUACGACCAGACUAACUUCACCUUCGUAGCCAAGCAAUUGGGCUGCGAAUUCCCGCAAGACGCGCAGGCCGAGCUCGAAUGCAUGCGCGCGGUCCCAUUCGCCCGGAUCUCCAAUUUCGUCGGCCAGUACGCCGACAACGGAACCGAGCCCGCGCUCAGCUUCUACGUCGUGCCCAACGAGAAGCUGAUCUUCAGGGACUACCCGGCGCGUUCCGCCGCCGGCAAUGUCGCCCACCGACCGGCCAUUAUCUCCAACUGCGCCAACGAGUUCUUCUCACUAAUCACGUACCCCGUCAACAACCUCACAGCGGGCCCCGAUCCCGCUGCGGUCCUCGAAAGCGAUCUCACGGAUUGGAUGUGUCCGACCGCUAACUCGAGCCUCCUCCGCGUCCAGCAGGGCAUCCCGCUCUACCGGUACCAGAAUGCUGGCCAGUAUCCCAACCCGAACCCGUUCCGCCGGCUUGGGGCGUAUCAUGCCAGUGAUUUGCCGAUGAACUUUGGCACGUACCCUUUGCAGCAGUAUCUGGGCAACAGCACGGCGUUUGAAGCGGGAGUCAGCCGCACGAUGCAGGAUCACGUUUUUGCCUUCUUGCAGGAUCCGUGGAAGGGGCCGGAGGGUUUGGGAUGGUACCCCGUGAACUCUACGGGUGGCCGAGUUCUGCGCUUCGGUGCGGAUGGGGGAGCUGUGCAGAAGGUCGAUCGGAUGGAGACCGAUGGUCCAUGUCGGGGGAUUGGGAGAGACGAUCAGUUCCCUUCAGGGCUGGCUUUCGAUUGA